Messenger RNA from Mugil cephalus (flathead mullet), 3568 nucleotides. It is a transcript of the gene tgfbr1b, whose product is annotated as transforming growth factor, beta receptor 1 b. Gene Ontology annotation, biological process: nervous system development; transforming growth factor beta receptor signaling pathway; protein phosphorylation. Gene Ontology annotation, cellular component: plasma membrane; activin receptor complex. Lineage: Eukaryota; Metazoa; Chordata; Actinopteri; Mugiliformes; Mugilidae. Gene Ontology annotation, molecular function: activin receptor activity, type I; SMAD binding; transforming growth factor beta receptor activity, type I. The transcript is spliced from 9 exons. The coding region runs from base 18 to 1535 and encodes 505 amino acids. The record is from RefSeq and is a predicted model, not a curated record.
UCUGGUCCGAAGCCACGAUGGAUGCAAUACCAUGCCUUCUGCUCGUCCUCAUGUUUGGGACAAGGAUACAAGAAAAUACCGCCCUCCGGUGUUACUGUGACCGCUGCAGCGCCAACUCCAGCUGCACCACGGACGGAGUUUGCUUCGUCGGGAUCCGCAAGUCGGGCAGCAAGCUGACCAUCGAGCAGCGGCAAUGUGUGCACGAAAACGAGCUGAUCCCGCGAGACCGGCCCUUCAUCUGUGCCCCGUCCGUCAAACAGGACAGCGGCAUCUUCCCCAUGUGCUGCACCACGGACUACUGCAACAAAGAACCCAACUACGAUAGCAUCCCCGGACCCGAUGAUAACACCCCUCCCCUCGGCCCCGUGGCGCUCGCCGCCGUCAUCGCCGUCCCCGUGUGCGUGCUCUGCCUGCUGUUGGUCCUGGCGUUCUACAUUUGCCACAGCCACCGAGGGGCCGGAGGGGCCGGGGCCCACCACCACCACCACCACCGCGUGCCCAACGAAGAAGACCCCUCCAUGGACCACCCCUUCAUCACGGUGGGGACCACGCUGAAGGACCUCAUCUACGACAUGACCACCUCAGGCUCCGGAUCAGGCCUCCCGCUGCUGGUGCAGAGGACCAUCGCCAGAACCAUCAUCCUCCAGGAGAGCAUUGGCAAGGGGCGUUUUGGCGAGGUGUGGCGGGGUAAAUGGCGCGGCGAGGAGGUGGCCGUGAAGAUCUUCUCCUCCCGCGAGGAGCGCUCCUGGUUCCGGGAGGCCGAGAUCUACCAGACCGUGAUGCUGAGGCACGAGAACAUUCUGGGCUUCAUCGCUGCCGACAACAAAGAUAACGGGACGUGGACUCAGCUGUGGCUGGUGUCCGACUACCACGAGCACGGCUCCCUGUUCGACUACCUGAACCGCUACACGGUCACCGUGGAGGGGAUGAUCAAGCUGUCCCUGUCCACGGCCAGCGGCCUCGCCCACCUCCACAUGGAGAUAGUGGGCACGCAAGGGAAGCCAGCGAUCGCCCACAGAGACCUGAAGUCAAAGAACAUCCUGGUGAAGAAGAACGGGACCUGCUGCAUCGCUGACCUGGGUCUGGCCGUCCGCCACGACUCCGCCACCGACACCAUCGACAUCGCUCCAAACCACAGAGUGGGAACCAAAAGGUAUAUGGCUCCAGAAGUCCUGGACGACUCCAUCAACAUGAAACAUUUCGAGUCUUUCAAGCGAGCGGACAUCUACGCCAUGGGCCUGGUCUUCUGGGAGAUCGCCAGCCGCUGCUCUAUGGGAGGCAUUCAUGAGGACUACCAGCUGCCCUACUACGACCUGGUGCAGUCAGAUCCAUCCGUGGAGGAGAUGAGGAAGGUGGUUUGUGAGCAGAAGCUUCGGCCCAACAUUCCCAACCGCUGGCAGAGCUGUGAGGCGCUGCGGGUGAUGGCGAAGAUCAUGAGGGAGUGUUGGUACGCCAACGGCGCCGCCCGGCUCACCGCACUCCGGAUCAAGAAAACCCUGUCCCAGCUCAGCCAACAGGAGGGCAUCAAGAUGUAGACACAGCUACCAAACACACACACCUCUGACUGGCAUCCCCCUCCUCAUCGUGACAGCAUUAUUAUCUUUAUUGAUAUUCCCCUUUGGAGGGAACACUCUUUCUUUCUUUCUUUCUUUUUGUUUUUUGGUUUCUCCCCUUGUGCUCGUUUUUUUCUGUCAAACUGAUGCGUCCUAGUCGGAGGUGGACGGAGGGACCUGAUGAAGGAUGGUUGUGUCUGAGGCGUGAAAGGAAGCUCCACUCAUCAUCAUCAUCGUCCUCGACACCCGGGAGGCUCAUCAUCUGUACAUUAGCAUUUCAGAUCCUCCAACCGAGCGGGUGAAGCGUCUCCAGUGGGGCUGCAAGAGUCACAUUUACAUGUUUGAUUAAAGCGUUCACUUCUCUCAACGCAGACUUUAAAAGGAAGCAGACUUCACCUUGAUUAGGAUCCGAGAUGGUGCAGACGAAAAACAACAAAAUCCUGGUAGAAGACGAGGUGACGAGUCCAGUGGGUCUUCACCUCUUCAGCCCACAUCCAGCUAAAGUGCUACUGCAGCUAAAAAGACAUAGCUAAGGCUAAUGCUAGCAGCUUAGCGGAGAGAAGGAGGCUGCACAUCAGCUCCACUGUCCCAUCUACCACCAGGCUGUGGAGGACGAGGAGAUGCUACUGAUGGUGCUGAGGUGCAGCCUGGUUUUAUACAGGCUCUACAUGUCUGCAGCUAAAAGAAUCAGACGUACCAGGAUGUGACACGAAGCCUGGUCCGUCCCUGGUCUGUCCCUGGUCUGUCCCUGGUCCGUGGUCUCGUUGCAGCCCUACUCUUGACUCGUACCACGGUAGUGUUGCCCCCCUCCCCUCGUCCCCCCUCGUCCCCCCGCCCCAUAGGAGUCCACACAAACGUCGGCUUCAUCUGUCCGUCGCCUCGUCGACUUUCAUCUCUGCAACAGUUUUUUUUUUCUUUCGUUUCCCUCCGUCUCCUCUUGUAUAGCCCAAGGAGCCGGAACAGGUCAGUUUUAAUUUAUUGUCUUUUUGUUUUUCUGGUGGCAGGGGAUCUUCUUCUUCUUCUUCUUCUUUUGUUUUUUGUUUUUUUUGUUUUGCAAAUCUAACCUGGACAUGGUGACCUCAUUCAUUCUUUGGCGAACAUGCUGCAACAUAUGCAAUAUACAGUAGAUGUGAAUCGUGUCUAUUUUCUAUACUCUGCUCUGCUAAACCACAAAAAAACGGCGAGAACACCAACAGCAACAGCGUCGGUCAGCUGCCACCAUGCCUUCCAAGCCAGCUGUUAACCUGAAAGUGCCAGUGCUUUAAAACAAAAAAAAAAAAAAACCCAACUCCUCUCGCGUCGGCUGCUGUGGGGGAGCGCGUCUGUUCCUGUUCCCGGAGGCCAGCAGCUCGUACUAUGCACACCCUUCGACGUCGGGACUGACCAGCCGACAACUCUGGUGCCAUUUUUCAUCACACCCGACCGACCUCAGCAGCAGCAGCAGCAGCAGCAGCAGCAGCAGCUCCUCAUCGUACAGCUUGCUCCUUCAGCGGACUGGAGAGACAGAAGGAACUUCACGGUGGCUCUUUCAGCAUCACUGAUGUUGCCCUAUAACUACAAACUGUUUCUUAUUUUCUCUUUCAUGCAUUGCACCGUUGGCAGCGCAGCAGCGCAGUCAAUCAACCUUUCAAGUGUUUGGUUUUUUUUUUUACUUUUUGGUUUUUCUUGGAUAAUCAUCAAAAAGAGAAGAAAAAAGAAAAAAAGCAGUGAGGUACAUUCAUUUAAAUAUAGCAAAUGGAUAUUUACUAAGCCAUAGGUUUUCCAGGUUGUGUAUUAUUAUUAUUAUUAUUAUUUUUCCUCUUUUUAUUUUUAUUUUUUUUUCGUGAAAGGUCUUUUCUACUAGAAUGUACAUUUAUGAAAAACAACAACAACAACAAAACAAAAUGCUUCAAAUUGACAUUUUUGUCAUUUCAGCUUAGCAAAGCCUUAAGGGACCAACGCAUAAGAGUCAUGAUCUGCUCUUAUUUUAUUUUGUUUUUAAUGAAAAAGAAGAUAAAUAUAUAUAUAUACACAUA